This is a messenger RNA of Amoebophrya sp. A120, 2063 nucleotides long. The record is from the annotation of a GenBank genome assembly. Lineage: Eukaryota; Dinophyceae; Syndiniales; Amoebophryaceae.
AGGCGAGAAAUUCUUAAAGCACUCGGGCAGAUGUGCUGAGUCAUUUGAGAAGAGUUUCAUCUUCGAUUAUCGCGCGACCGUCUAUUGUACUAUCGUCAAAGUCUUGUUCGCUGCAACUUCUGCAUUUACUUCCCCUGCAGUUCUUCUUUUUGCAGUAUCAAGGCUUUUAUCCGACACGACGCUACAGAAAUAAAAUCAAAAUGUUGUCCCUCGUCGGCCUGGGCCUCGGUUCUGCCGAGGACGUCACCCUCCGGGGAAAAAAGGUGAUUGAGCAAGCGGACUUCGUCUAUCUAGACGCUUACACGGCGAUCUUGCCCGCAGCUGCGUCCAACACCUCUUCACGCGACGAAGCGACGAGGAGGAAAGUGAACGAAGACGUCGGUGGUCAAGAACAUGCACUAGAAACGGAACAACAUCAACAAGCUACGGAAACAACACCAGAGCAGGAGCACGUUCUUGAUGAUAUCCUGGAGCUGCAAAACGGCGAAACAUCCGCGCAGCAACUUUUCCACUUGUACCCCGAGAAGCAAAUCCUCUUAGCCGACCGGGAACUGGUGGAAUCGGGAAAGGAGAUUCUGGACAAGGUCGAACAGGGGAAAAAAGUCGCUUUUCUCGUGGUCGGCGACGCCCUGUGUGCGACGACGCACACGGAUUUAAUUCUUCGGUGCAAGGAGAAGUACGCAUUGCAAAUAUGUGUGUGUGUGGAAGGAUGCAACUUGUCAUGCUGCGUCUCGAUUCCACAAAAAUCUGUAUUGCAUGAACAGCAAAAGAGCUCCAGUUUUUGCCAAGGCGAAGGAGCAUUUCUCAUGCGGUGUAGGCAUCAAGAAGCCCUCACAAAAUCUGUGAUGCUAGGGCAUGCAUCACAGACAUCAGGAGUCAUGCAAAAUGUGCAUGGCAAACCUUGCAUGGUUCCAGACCCAGACAUGUUUGCAUUCGAUAAGAAGAAAUUGCGCUACGAGGUGGUACACAACGCCAGCAUUAUGAACGCGAUCUCCUCCUGUGGACUCCAGCUCUACCGGUUCGGAGAAACAGUUUCCCUCCCCUUCUGGCAAAACAGCUGGCGGCCGGAGAGCUUUUAUGAUAAAAUUAUCGCGAAUCGCCGCAUGAAUUUGCACACGCUGUGUCUGCUGGACAUUCAAGUGAAGGAACGGUCGAUGUUGAACAUGAAACGGGGCAUUUUCAACGUGUUCGAGCCACCACGGUACAUGACUGUGGGACAGGCGUUGGAGUAUCCUGUGCAAAAGUAUCGUACUCGUACAGUAAUCGCACUCAUGCAUUACCAAUUUCCAUCCCAAGGUGAAGCAGCAUGACAAAUUCCAUUUGUCAUGCUGGCCGAAUUUGUAAUGCGACUUCUACUAGUAGUGCCAGUGCGAUGCUUUUGCAAUGCAUAUGGAGCAAUUGGUGGAAAUCGCAAGGAACAGGAAGACUUGUGAAAAAGACGACAAGUCGAAAUCAUCGCCAGCAGGACUGGAGGCCAAGUCAGUAGACACAACACCGUCGUCGUCAGGAGAAAUAAGCGAACAAAGAGCUGCACGAGAGGAGCACGAAUUGUUCGACAGUGAGCAAGAAUUUGACCUGGAAUCGGAGAAGAAUCUGAUCGGGGUGGCAAGGAUUGGCGCAGUGGAUCAGGUGAUUAAGGUCGGUGAUGCGGCCAAGUUGAUGGAUUUUGACUUCGGACCGCCACUGCACGCUCUGGUCAUUCCUGCGUACGAGUUGCACGAGUGCGAAUUGGAGUUUUUGGAGUACUUUCGAUGAUACUGAUCGAUAUGGUUGAAAAAGUCGGAAAGUGGAAAUCGACCAGGAUUGUGAACAAGCUGUGAAUUGCAGUUCUACACGACCGCAACUACAAGCGAUGAAGACUUCUUGUACUAAUAUCGUUCCUGCAAAUGAAAAUCGAUGAUCACUACAGCGAAUGACGACUCCAUGAGCUGCCCUAGUAGCUGCUUCCUAUCCGCAGAAGCAUUUCAAACAUGUUGAUGGUAGGAGGAACGGUGUCCACCUCCCUAGUCCUGUCGUGAGUUUGGCUUUGUCAAUCACAGCACUGCGAACCACAGCUGUGUCAC